This is a messenger RNA of Schistocerca serialis cubense, 4070 nucleotides long. It is a transcript of the gene Exo70, whose product is annotated as exocyst complex component 7. The coding region runs from base 105 to 2198 and encodes 697 amino acids. The transcript is spliced from 14 exons. Gene Ontology annotation, molecular function: phosphatidylinositol-4,5-bisphosphate binding. Gene Ontology annotation, biological process: exocytosis. The record is from RefSeq and is a predicted model, not a curated record. Gene Ontology annotation, cellular component: exocyst. Lineage: Eukaryota; Metazoa; Arthropoda; Insecta; Orthoptera; Acrididae.
UUCAAUUGUCAGCUGUCAAGACGAAGAAGGCGUUUAUGCUUGUGUCAGGUUAUGUACUGUAUUGACGUUAUUAAUAAAGUCAUCGAUACAAACAGUUUACGAAAAUGCAUGACGCAACGGAACGAAAAUGCGAAAUCGAAUCAAAACUUGAAAAGGAGUUGAAUAACUUGAAUAUGCUAAAGGAACUCAAGGGCAAAAGUAAUCACCUAACAAAAGGUAUGAUUAAUAUACUAGAUUCCUUUGAACAUCGAUUGGCACGUUUGGAGGAGACUAUAUUGCCAGUUUACAAUGAAACUGGCAACUUACAGAAACGUCAGGAAAACAUUGAAAAAGCACUUAAGGCACUGGAUCAUGUCAUUGGUUUCUACAGUGUCAGCCAAGAAGUAGCACAGGUAGUGCAAGCAGGGCCUGCUCCAGGAUUGGAGCCUUUCCUGGCAGCGAUGGAUAGACUUCAGACAGCACAACGUUACUUUGAAAAGAACAAUCCACAGAGUGUUGAACUCGAAAACAUAACAACACUAUUUAAUGCUGGAGGUGAUGCCCUGAAUAGAGAAUUUAAAGAUCUGCUCAUGCGGCACAGCAAGCCAGUACCUCCAAUUGUUCUCUUGGAUUUGAUUGGGGCAGAUGAAGAUACGCCAGUAGAGGAAGUCCCUUCAGCUCCAGUCCAGCUGCCUGAGGAUGUGGCUGCUGAAUUAGUACGCAUGGCUGAUUGGCUUAUCCUACAUAAUCGUGAUGAAUACAUGAAUGUGUAUGCUAGAGUUCGUGCUACGGUACUGCUCAAGUCGCUGCAGCAGCUCAAGGAACACCAGAAAUCUGCAAGUGGUGGCAGCAUCCAAGGAGUUGCAGCUGCUAACUCACCAAUGGUAAGACCUAAAUUUCAGUCACGUCAUGAUACACCAAAUCGAAGAGGAUCAAAGAGACUGCAAGUAUUUGAGAAGAAAGCUAAUAAGAUGUUGAUGAGAGCAUCACAAACUAUAGAACAUUCUACUGGUCUCACCUUAGGCACAAGACGAAGUGCUAUUCAUCUGGAAUCACGUGAAGAUGUUGUGGAUGAACAAGAAAUGGAAAAUUAUCUAGUGUGUGUAGUUGCAUUACAGAGGCUAAUGCAAGGUGAGAGAGCUCUUAUGGCUGGUAUUGUACCUCUGCAGCAUCAACACCAAGUGUUUGAAAUUGUUAUACGGGAAGCCAUGGAUAUGGUUGUACAGGAUGGUGAAAGCAUAGCAGCAAGAGCAAAACGUUGCAUCAGCCGACAUGAUUUCGCAGCAGUCCUGGUUGUUUUCCCUAUCUUGAAGCAUCUACUGACCCUGAGGCCAGAGUUUGAGCGAACUAUGGAAGGCUGUGACCAGAAUGUCCGUGCCAAGUUUUCCUCAAUUCUGCGAAUGUUACAUACAACUGGUGCUAAAGCUUUGGAAAACUUCAUAGAGAGUGUAAGGACAGAGCCAAGCACUCAGUUGCCAAAGGAUGGUACUGUUCAUGAAUUAACAAGCAAUGUACUUGUAUUUUUGGAGCAACUGUUGGACUAUGUUGAUACAAUUGGUGGUGUUCUGGGUGAAGAUCCAGCAUAUAAUACAUCUGUGGCAAGUCAUGGCAAGGUAGAUCGAAACAAAGCACUCGUCGGAAUUUACAUUCGUAAAGUACUGGAACAGUUGAGCCAGACCUUAGUUGUGAAAAGUGAAUUUUAUGGAGAUGUUUGCUUGCGAGCAGUGUUUUUGUUGAACAAUAAUAAUCAUGUGCUGAAAGCACUCCAACGGUCUGGGUUAUUAGAUCUAGUAAAACUUUCAAGGCCUAACUGUGAAGAGUGGUACCAUAGCCGCAUACGUGAACAUAAAGAUGCUUAUACACAAAGUAGUUGGAGUAAAGUGCUCAGUUACAUUGCUCCAUCAGAAUUAGUGCCUUCAUCUGUGCUACAGAAUGGCAGGUUACGUGAUAAAGAUCGUGCUGCAAUCAAGGAGAGAUUUGCUGGAUUCAACAAGGAAAUGGAAGACAUAGCAAAAGUGCAGAGGAGUUAUUCAAUUCCAGAUGUUGAGUUACGAGAAAGCUUAAAGCGAGAUAAUAAGGAAUACAUACUUCCAAAAUAUAAUGCCUUUUAUGAAAGGUACUGCAACAUCCAGUUUACAAAGAAUAAGGAAAAAUAUAUUAAAUAUGAUCCAGCAGGAGUAUCAGAAAUGAUUGACAGAUUUUUUGAUGUCGCAGCAUAAGUUAUCUCUGUAACAUAAAUAAGCAUUGUAAAUUUGUGAAUUAAAUAUGUAUUUACAGUUUGUUAAUUGAAAUGGAGAUUUUAUGUGCCUUUACAGCAGUCUAAAAUUUAGUAUUUUCGAUUUGUGCAAUAAUGAACAGUUAAUUCUACCAGGAUACAUAAAUUGUUGAAUAUUAAUAAUAAUAGAGCCGGCCGAAGUGGCUGUGCGGUUCUAGGCGCUACAGUCUGGAACUGAGCGACCGCUACGGUCGCAGGUUCGAAUCCUGCCUCGGGCAUGGAUGUGUGUGAUGUCCUUAGAUUAGUUAGGUUUAAUUAGUUCUAAGUUCUAGGCGACUGAUGACCUCAGAAGUUAAGUCGCAUAGUGCUCAGAGCCAUUUGACCCAUUAAUAAUAGAAAUGCAUCAUACUUGAAAGAUUGCAUUGAAAUUAGGGUCUAAACCUUAAAAAUCAAAUGAGAAACAAUUAUUUAAACAAUUUUCUUGUUUGAAUUAGAAACAGAGGUAACCAGUUUGUAAAAAUAAAAGUUUCAUAGUAUGGAAAAGACCUAAACUGUAUGUUGUGCUACAGUUACAGAUCUGUUUUAUAAAUUUUCUGGCUGUGUACCGGUCUCCGGUCUCGUAUUUCAUUAGUAUCCUUCAGUCAUCAACAAGCAAUAUAGUUUCUGAAUAGCGCUUUAAUAUGCUAUUUAAAGUUUUGAAAUGUAAUUACCUUUAAUAUGGCUCUUGGGAUGUGUUGAUGCAACUAUGUAAUAUUUAAAUGGAGGAUCUGCUCACAACUUUCAGGUAGUAAUACCAGUUUUAUAGUCUGAAGAUGACACACAGGUGCUCUGUUGAAUACGGCAUAGUUCAGCAACAACAUCUAAAGUAAUGCUCAAGAUCCUUAGAAGUCAAUCUAUUGGUCACAAGGAUACUACUGUUUUCCCACACUAAGGUUAAUUUUAUAAGGACUGGGUUAUAUUUAUAUAAGUGGAUGACAUUAAUGUAUAACACUUUAAUUUCCAGUUAGAAUUUUAUGGUCUAAACAGAAGAUGCGAACAGGUCAGUUCCCCUUACUAUGUUUGUGAGGUCCUAUUUAUAUCUUUUUCUGCAUAGAGUCCAUUACCAAACACAAAUUAGGCUGAAGUUAACAAGCUGUAUUGAGAAAAGUGACUACUACCUUAUAAGUUCCUUUUUCAACAUUUUUGAAAGACUAGAAGUGAAGUAAUUGAAUGUUACAUGUUUAAAUUUGUUCUUGUAUAGAGGGGUAACUGAUGUUUUUUUACGUUGGGUAAUAUGAAUGGCAUAGUGGGUUACAAAGGUAGGUCAAAGGACAGUGGGGGUUCAAUAGAAUCAGCACAAUUUUAAUACUGUAUUAAGAACACUAGAGUAAAUGGAGGAACUGAUCAUGCAUGAGUUCAGGCACUCAACUUGCAGGAGGACAUAGUUUAAAUUCCCACCACAGCAACCGCAGUAGAUUCUCUGUUCUCAUAAAUUAUUUGGGGAAAAUAUUUGGAUAGUUCCCUUGAAAAGAAUGUGGCUGUUUUCCUACUCCAUCCUAGUUCAAUCUGAGUAUGUGUUUCAUUCCUAGUAAAUCAUUAACAGGGUGUUAAACCCAUAACUGGUUCUGUUCAGUUUCACUCAUCAAGUCAACAGUUAUUUCUUUAUGAUAGUAAUGAUGAGAGGGCUUAUAGAAACAACUGACAGUAGUCAUACAAUAGAAAGUGUUGAAGAAUAUGUGUAUACAAGGCAAGACUCAAUUGUCCUGGCAAAAUUUUUUCAUGGAUGUUUACUAAAUAAUUUGAUAGAAAGAAUUGUGGUCUCAGUUGCUGUAUCCAGUUCAAUUUGUUGAUCUUUUAACAUGUAAUGUCUUUUUUAAAUACAAAACAUAUCCACUGA